Notothenia coriiceps (black rockcod) is the source of this 765-nucleotide messenger RNA. Its product is annotated as sodium/calcium exchanger 1-like. Gene Ontology annotation, molecular function: calcium:sodium antiporter activity. Gene Ontology annotation, cellular component: axon; postsynapse; sarcolemma. The record is from RefSeq and is a predicted model, not a curated record. Gene Ontology annotation, biological process: calcium ion import across plasma membrane; sodium ion transmembrane transport. The annotation marks the transcript as partial. Lineage: Eukaryota; Metazoa; Chordata; Actinopteri; Perciformes; Nototheniidae. The transcript has a single exon.
GUGCGCGUCUGGAACGAGACGGUGUCCAACCUGACGCUGAUGGCUCUGGGUUCCUCUGCUCCGGAGAUCCUGCUCUCGGUGGUGGAGGUCUGCGGUCACGGGUUCAACGCCGGACAGCUCGGACCCAACACCAUCGUGGGCAGCGCCGCCUUCAACAUGUUCGUCAUCAUCGGCCUCUGCGUGUCCGUGAUUCCCGACGGAGAAACCAGGAAGGUGAAGCACCUCCGGGUGUUCUUCGUCACCGCCACCUGGAGCGUGUUCGCCUACAUCUGGCUCUACCUGAUCCUCGCCGUCUUCUCCCCGGGGGUGGUUCAGAUCUGGGAGGGGCUCGUCACUCUCGCCUUCUUCCCGAUAUGCGUCGGGUUCGCCUACGUGGCCGACCGCAGACUCCUCUUCUACAAGUACAUGUACAAACGCUACCGGGCCGGGAAGAGGAAGGGAGUGAUCAUCGAGACGGAGGGAGAACCGUUGGAGCUGCCGUCAAAGAUGGCCGUGGAGAUGGACGGGAAGAUGCUGAACUUCUCCCACGGAGGAGAAGAGUUGGAGUUCAAGGAGCUGGACGAGGAGGAGUCGCGCAGAGAGGUGUCCCGGAUCCUGAAGGAGCUGAAGCAGAAACACCCCGAGAGGGAGAUGGAGCAGCUGAUGGAGCUCGCCAACUACCAGGUUCUGAGCCAGCAGCAGAAGAGCAGAGCGUUCUACCGCUGCCAGGCCACCAGGAUCAUGACGGGCGCCGGGAACAUCCUGAAGAAACACGCCGCCGAACAG